AAACUAACAACAUGGAGUCCGGUGUUUAGAGUCGCAAAGGCGGUCUUCAGCGUUUGCUAAACCUAUAUGCUUUUCCCGGUGCUCCUGCGGGAAAGCGCAACGCACACAUGCUCUAUAAGCGUCAGUGCGUGUGUACCACUUGAAUCCAUAUAAGACAUGGAGAGCGCGAUGUGAUUGGACGCAGAAGAUUCCAAAGACAGGCCGCUUUCCAAAUGGAAUUGCUCUUCAUAAUGUAGGACAGGAGAGGUGGACAGCAGUUGCACCCAAGCUAGUGCACCAGGGGACCAUGGAGCCUGAGGAGGAUCUCUCGACCAGGGACCCCCAAGAUCUGAUGUCCAGCCAAGGGCUACUGCCUUCAACAUCCACCUCCUUACUCAGCUGCACAUUCCUGGGGGGGUUAUUGCAUUGUGAUGACAUGGAGAAGGGUGAUGGAAAUGGAGAUUCAGAUGGUCCAAAAUGCUUUUUCCCCACACUGGAGCAUUGUAGUAAAGUACAGAGAAGUCCACGAUCUUCAGCCUUCCCCUCAUCUCUCACAUGGGACUCGGACUCGGAGAGAGAAACCUUGGAUGAGGAAGAACUUCAGCACUUUUCUAACCCUCAUGGUCUGGCUGCUCACAGCCCAGGAAGUCCCACCUCUGGACAACAAGAAGACAGAUUUGACAUUGAUCCGUGCCAAGAACCUGUGGAAACCAAGCAAUUAUUUCUUGAAAAGAUCCCACUUGCCCCCCUGAAGGUGGAGAAUCAAGGAGAUGUUACAUACAAGGAGACGAAAACUACAGACUACAGCCUAUCUAAACGUACAGCAAAACUGGAACAAGACAAAGUGAGCCAUCUACCAGAUACUACACCAAAAGAGGGAUGCCAAAAAGACAAGAAAGAUGAGCAGAAAAUGUUUAAUAGUAGAGGGCGAGAAGAGAAGAUCACCAAAGAGCCAGAUGUAUACACCUUCCCAGGAGACUCUGAGCCAGAAAGUCCACCACCUGGACCUUGGGCACACUGCACCUUCAUCCAACGCCGAAGAAAGAAGAGGGCCAUAUUGAGGCCUUUCUCUGGCUUAGACACUUGGCAGAGCACAAAGGGAGCCGGCAGGAAGACCAGAGGAAAACCCUCGGGAGCAAAGGAGCGUAAGAAAACCACAAAGGUUGGGGAAGGGAUGUUUGAAUUUAAAAAGGAAAAGGAAGAGAAGGUACGGGGAAGACAGAGGUCAGUAGUAGAGCACCAACUGGAUGGAGACCUCUCACAAGAGAUUUUUACAUGUGUAGAAUGUAGCAUUUACUUCAAAAAACGCACCCAUCUACUUGAACACAUGCAAGAGCAUGGCCAGGUUGGUAGAUCUGGGAAGAAAUGGCAAUGUGGAGAAAAAGACUCUAGGAGUGGACAUCUUAAUAAAAAUGCUUUUGAAUGUAUAGAGUGUGGUCUGGAGUUUGUAGACGAGGUACUCCUGCUAGAUCAUCAGCGAUGCCAUGAGGAGUCACGGCAGAAAAUCCUUGAAGAGAUUGGAAACUUAAAAGAGGGGGAUAAGCAGGUGGCAGAGCAAGCCAGUUGCAGUAAGGCAUCAGAGCCAGCCUACCAAGAGUUAACAGAUGUUAGUCAGUUUGUGUGUCUUAAGUGCAAUUUUAGCUCCGAUUUGCCUCAAGAACUUGCUGAGCAUGCCAAGACACACAACACUCGAACAAGAGCUGGUGUCUAUCGAACCUCACCCCGAUUUCAACAGAAGUCCUGCAAGAAAGGACAAGUUCAGUCCUCUGCAGAUAUUACGUCAACUCUUGCCACAUCACCUCUCAACAAGAGGUACCCCAUCCGGGCAUCCAAAAAAUCUAAAGAAACGCAGCCUGAAAGUGGCACUUCACAGGUGGACUCUAGUUCGUUGUCUUGUCAAAGUGCUUCUGCAACCCCAGGAGAGGCCACAGAGCAACCUGAUAAUACAACUCUGCAUGAAAAUACAGAGCCUGCGGAGGAGUUGAGACAAACAGAAGAGCCCAGGGCAACUGUGGAUAAGCCUGUGGAAGAGAAUGUUCCACAACCUCAGCAUCUCAUGUCGUCUCCGCCAAAUCUCAGGGCUGCUCCGCGGCGUAAGGAUGUGGCAUUCAAGAGUAUAGGGAAUAAACGCUCAGUCCGGGCUGCGAGGGGUAAACUGGGGCGCACAAGAGCGAGUACAAGACUAGAUCCUAAGUCCACCCUUACUCCCGUUAUGAAAAAACAAGUCCAAAUCUCAAACCAGACCGAAGAUAAGUGCCAGAAAGAAGACAUUCCAACACCAGAACCAGAACAUGAUCCAAAACAAGACUCCAAAACAGAGACGGAGCCACCUGCCAGUGAUCCUGAUCUCAAAGCCAACUCCUCCUUGCCAAAGAAAAACAGCAAAAAGCUUGAAGCACAGGAGGAGGAACCCAAACACAAAGAAGACAAAUCUGAUUGUCAGGAGAAGAGCGGAGAAGACACACUUGUUGCUGCAAAACUAGAGGAUGAUGAUGAUGAUAUUGAUGAUGACGAAGAUGAAGAGGAUGUUGUUAGUCGUCUUAUUGACGCAUUAACUGAGGAAGAUGAUGAAGAUGAUGAUAGAGAGGGGUUGUUGAAGAGUGUGGAAAGAAAAUGCCCUUAUUGCCCAGAUCGAUUCCUUAAUGGCAUUGGACUAGCCAAUCAUGUUAGGGGUCACCUGAACAGAGUGGGUGUCAGUUACAAUGUUAGGCACUUUAUCUCUCCGGAAGAGGUCAAUGCCAUUGAGAAAAAAUUCUCCUACCAGAAAAAGAAGAAAAAAGUUGCGAACUUUGACCCGUCGACCUUCAGCGUAAUGAGAUGUGAGUUCUGCAGUGCCGGCUUUGACACCAGAGCUGGUCUCUCCAGUCAUGCCCGAGCCCAUCUCAGAGACUUUGGCAUCACCAACUGGGAAGUCACGCUUUCUCCCAUUAAUAUUCUUCGAGAGAUUUUUGCCAAGCAUCCAGAUCUUGUUCUACCCACUGCACCCACUCAUACUCUCCAGUCAAGUCAAGAGCAAAACUCUGAUGAGGAGCAAGAGUGCAGGAAAGACAUGAAGGAUGAGGAGAACAUGACAGCAGAACCCACCACUCUUUCUUCUGACUCUCCAAAACGGCACUGGAAGGAAGAGCACAAUAUAAGUGAACUAGAGGAUGGGGAGGAGGCAGAGGAUGGGGAAGAGGAAGAAGAGGAGGCCCAAAUGCCUGUUACAGAUAAAUUGGCCACAAGUCCAGGAGAAAAGACCCUGUUCUCUAUUGAGGAACAGAGCCCUGAAUCCAAAGAGACAGAUGCUAUGGGCUCUAACCUGUUGAAAUGUGAGUUUUGUGGUGCUGCCUUUGAGACACGUCGUGGUUUGUCUAGCCAUGCCCGCUCUCACCUACGCCAGCUCGGCAUCGGCAUGUCAGAGAACAGUGGCGCACCCAUUGAUCUCCUCUACCAGAUCACUAAGGAACGCUCCAUUGAUGCACACUUCACUAGCACCUCCCCUACUGUGGAAUCUCCUAAGAAGCUCCAGCACCAUGCCCCUAUUGUUCCUAUACCUAGCCCCACAAAAGAUGUUGAAACUGAAGAAGGACUGCUGGACACCAAGCCCCUUGUCCCGUUCUCUAUUGUGGGUUCCGCUAUUAAAGUUUCCUCUUCCCCAACUACUCACUCUGCAGCUGGCUCCCUGCCUUCCUCUCCAUUUGUAAAGUCUCGGUCCCCUUCCCCAGUGCUGAGAAAGGCUCCCAUCUCUUCCCUCCUACCCGUGUCUUCCCCACUGCGAUCCCAGGAGCAUAAGACCUUAGGAAAGAACCAGUCUACAAACCUCUCCAGUCCGAACAAACCAUUCUGGGCACCGCAAGAGUCGGAUGCCCCAUUGAAUCUUACGAUGGACAUGGACUCUAAAGACAUUAUUUGCAAGUUGUGUGGUGCGUGGUUUGAAACAAGAAAAGGCCUCUCGAGUCAUGCUCGUGCCCAUUUGCGCCAUUUUGGGAUUGAGUACUCAGAAUCCAAGGGCUCCCCCAUUGACUUACUCAAUCGGUUCAUCUUGACUGAUGAUUUUAAGCACAGAGCAAAUUCUUUUCUCUCAGACGGUCCAGAAGACCUGAGGUCCCACAAGACCAGCAUGACAUCCCUCUUACCCUCCACUUCCACUUCCCCUAAGAGAUCUCUUCACUCCAGCCCUGUCCUAUAUAGAACAGCAACCUCUUCUUUGAGGACAACAAUUGGCUCCAAAGCUACCUCCUCUUCUACCCACCCCUUAUUGGGCCCACCCCCAAAGAAGCUGAAACCCUCCUCGUUACAGGUCCUUCGUUUCAGUAGUGGGGAAGUGAUGUCCUUUCCUAUAGAGCCGAUGAAAGACGUGGGCUGUGAAUUCUGCGGAGAACUUUUUGAGAACCGCAAAGGCCUCUCCAGUCAUGCUCGCUCCCAUCUGCGCCAACUUGGGAUCACCGAAUGGUCUGUGAAUGGCUCACCUAUUGACACACUAAAAGAGAUUAUAGUCCGUCGAGGCCUACCGUCCAUCAUACCUCUGAAGUCCCCCAAAUCCCCCUCCUCUUCUCCGAGUUCUGGACUGCCUCGGACCGCAGUCCAGUCCUCUUCCCCACCAGGGAAUUUGUUUGGGCGCCUGCCUUUCCAUUUUGCCCAAACUCCAAGCCAUGACCAGCCUGCUACCCGCAAAAUGUCUCCUUCGACAUCUACUACCAGUUCUUCCCCAACCGUAGGGCUGGUUAAACUGAAACCAGAGCCUGAAAUUGUAGAGGUUACCAUGAAAGGAUCAGACAUGGUAGUAAAUGAAAGCUACAACCCAGAGCCACUACAUUCCAGUUUAAACACUUCAGAUACUGUUUAUCCAGUCAACUUGGUUAUGACUCAGGAGAAGGAACCUUCCCGUGAUAUUCGCUGUGAAUUCUGUGGCGAAUUCUUCGAAAACCGCAAAGGCCUCUCAAGCCACGCACGUUCUCACUUAAGGCAUAUGGGUAUCACAGAGUGGUCUGUGAACGGCUCGCCAAUUGACACACUGUGGGAAGUCAUGAGGAGACAAGGCACUACCCCUGCAUCUGUUGCCUUGGGCAUAAAGGAGGAACCGGGUCAGGAUGGUGGGAUUUCAUUGAACAGUCCAGGCUAUCAGUCCUCUGCCCUGUCCCGCAAGUCACCUCUUAACCUGCUCCACUCUGGCUCGCGUCUUCAUAAGCAUGGGCUGGGAAGCGUUGCCUUGUCCUCCACCUCACCUGUGGGGAAGAUUUUUGGAGUGCCUCCUCUGAAGAAGAAGGUGCUGGUGGAGGAGGGACAGCCAGGAGAGAGAGCACUACUCAUCCAAUCUAAAAACUUAUCGCCUCCCCCACAGGACUAUUCCUUUAAGGGUAAAGCCUCAGUGGAGAAGCAUGUGGUAGGCCACAUGGAUGCCAGUUGUGAACUCUGUGGAUUCUACUUUGAGAACCGGAAGGCACUGGCCAGUCACGCUCGAGCACAUUUACGACAGUUUGGCGUGACUGAGUGGUGUGUAAAUGGUUCGCCUAUCGAGACGCUGAGUGCCUGGAUACGCAGCCGUCCACAGAAGGCAGCAGAGAUGCAGCAAAGUUAUGCACAAGGAGCCCGCUAUGCCCAAAAGAAAAGGUGCAGUUCCACUCUCUUACCAUCCUGUGACUCUGACUCUACAACUCCUGUUUCCCAAAAGCCCGCUGUGGCCAAAUGGGCAUCUCUCACUUUGCCUCAAAAGAGAGCAAUUGGACAGGAUGUCAACAGUUGUUCCUGGGGGUUGUCAUCACGGGGAACUGACGCAAAAAGCAGGAGUGGAAGUUCCACUCAGCAUGGCCUUAUUCCACAGCCUGGAGCUCAUCAUUCCAAUAAUGCACUUCCACAUGCGCAGGUGGCGCAUAGUGAACUCAACGUGCGUUUGCCACGAGGAUUUGAGAGACGGCCACUUAAACACCCAUCACAUGCUGAAGGAGGUGAGGGAGAGAGUGGCCCCCCAAAGCCUCGCUCCAGUACCGUUCCUGCCCUUGUGCCAAAGCCCCCCUCCACCCCACUGGUUAGACUUGUGGGUAAAAUUUACUCACUCAAGUGCCGGUUCUGUGACGUGGAGUUUCACGGCCCUCUCUCGGUACAGGAGGACUGGAUCAGGCACCUACAGCAGCACAUUCUCAAUCUUAACUACAACAAGACUACUUCACCCACAAACGACACUCCCGCCCAAAGUGACACUCCUGAUCCCAAGCCCCUAGUCUCAGCUGCUACCUCCACGUCAACUACGACCACAGCUCCCGCCACGACCCUGUCCACGCCUUCCCCAAAGCCCACAACUACGCCCACAUCAGCCUCCACACCUACACCCGCCCCCAGCCAAGCCUCCGCGGGGCGGCUGGCCACAGCAGAGCCAGUUCCUUCUCCUGCUAAUUAGGCCAUGUGUCCUUCCUACAUAUGUAUGAGAUGCCAUCAGUUAUUUCCAUGAUUUGUUUCUGUAUUACUCAUCUUUGAUUAUUUCAAUCUCUGAUCAAAGGGAGAGAUUUUUCGAAAAAUCUCAGCUAGCGACCCACUUACCCUGACCUACAUCGCAAGCAUCUGUUAUGAUUCAGGCGUGAGGUAGGUGUGUUGCCAUGACAGUUCUCAUCUCCCUUUUGUCUCGCAAGGAUGGACCGUUAUUUAUGAACAAGAAAAAGUCACAGUAUAAUGCAACUUUACAUUUGUUUUGUGGAUAAGCUUUGAUUGUUUCAAAAAGCAGAAUGAGGAUGUGGUGAGUUCAGUUCAGUAAGCUAUUUGGCCCUUAUGCCCAAUGACUAAUAUUUGUUGUUUAAAAUGAACUCAAAACUGUUAGCUUACCAAAUGUAUUCUUAAAUUGUCGGCAAAUCAGAGAAUUACAAUCAAAAUGGCACAGAUAUAAAGCUCAACCUUAAACGGUUUUACUAUGAAGGACUUAAACAAAAGGCCUUGACCCUUUGAAACAAAGCUUAUCUGUUUCUAGCAUUUGCAAGUUCAGAGUUUGUAACUGUUUUAGCUGUGAUAAUUAACUACAAGCCUGCACUCCCAUGCAGUUAUCAACAGAUACGAGACGUUCGUUUUAAGCAGACACAGAUGGGUUUGUGUCCAAACGGGACAUGCCUUUUCUUUUCUGCAGUCCCACUGCAAUCUAGACGUUGAUAAUCUCAGUUGAGUCUUGCCACUUAGAGUUGAUGAUCAAAUUUGUCUGGAACCGAUUGCUGCUAAAUAUUUAAAUAAGUUAAGCACACUUAGUUAAAUGCAUCGUUUUAGCACAUGACCAACAGAAUGAGCAUGCAAAUUCUGUCAUGCCUUCCAGUUGUAUUCAACCAUACGUAUUUAUGCCUUCGUUGCUUUUUUGUAUGGCACAUUGUUUUGUAGCGCGUUUGCACAAGCUUAUGUGAUGCUUUGCAUAAUGCUUUGAUGAAUCUGAUCCUAGAUCACUCCAUUUUCUCUCCAUUUAAUUCUGUGCUUGGCACAAAGUAAACUCUAAAUGAAACAGUCGACGCAGCUGUCUAAAAGUCUUCUUUGCUGCUUUAUAAAUGAUACUUAAGCUUUCUGAGAAAUUGCCUUGGAACAAGUUGAUGGCCCGAAGUAUUUUAUGCUCAUAAAAGUCACUUUUUUCCCAGAUGCAUUUCAAGAGAACCCAAAUUAUGGCUCAUCUGAAUGUUGAACGAACUGAAAUAUUUGGCUACACUACAUUUGAAUGUUUCACAAGAGUAAAAGGUUAAUGCACUUAACUUAUCUGCUAAGAAUUAGGGAGUGUUUGUAUAUAUACAGUAUAUACAUA
This is a messenger RNA of Sinocyclocheilus anshuiensis, 7720 nucleotides long. RefSeq names its product protein Wiz-like. The record is from RefSeq and is a predicted model, not a curated record. Bases 287 to 6355 code for a protein of 2022 amino acids. Gene Ontology annotation, cellular component: nucleus. Gene Ontology annotation, biological process: regulation of transcription by RNA polymerase II. The transcript has 17 exons. Lineage: Eukaryota; Metazoa; Chordata; Actinopteri; Cypriniformes; Cyprinidae. Gene Ontology annotation, molecular function: DNA-binding transcription factor activity, RNA polymerase II-specific; RNA polymerase II cis-regulatory region sequence-specific DNA binding.